Molecule: messenger RNA, 2013 nt
Organism: Astyanax mexicanus (Mexican tetra)
Lineage: Eukaryota; Metazoa; Chordata; Actinopteri; Characiformes; Acestrorhamphidae
Exons: 8
Coding region: 205-960 (251 amino acids)
Source: RefSeq, a predicted model, not a curated record
GCGGCAGCUUUUCCCUGAGGAUAUUCAACAAAUAUUCGACGACAGGCCAUUUUAUUCUUCCAUAUUUACUGUUUUAUUAACUGUAUUGUGUUUUAAUUAUUAUAUUAUUGUGAUAUUAUCUGUAUUUUCUGUUAUUAACCGUAUAUAUUUUGUUUUUCAGGUGUCGGAGGCCGGUGUGGGUAUACUGACACCCUGCGGUCCGACAUGGAGUUCUGGAGGAGUGAGGAUUAUCUACUGGAGGGGGCUUCUGGUGGUUCAGAAGACCCCAUUACUCUUCUGCCUUUUUGUGGCACUGAGGAGCUGAGGACUGCAUGUCUGCAGUGGCAGGGUGAGGGUCCAGACCCCUGGAUGGAGCUCAGGAGGGUUCAGCACGAGUUCCUCGAGGGGAAGAUAAGGGCCCUCAUUCAGAAGCUUCCCCGUCCCAGGCAGCGUGCUGGUAGAGUCCUGGUGCCGGUUAGGGAGGCAGACCCCGCCCACAGGCUGGACUCUACUAAGCCUGGUAUCCAAGGUCCAGUUAUGCAGGCUGUGUAUGGCUUGGAUCAUGUGGAGGACCAUGGACGACAGUGCCAAGAAGCUCCAGCUCCAGACCUCACCACCACCUCUCAUCCGGAGCCAUCCAGGCAGGGAGACACUGCACUGUCACCCACUAAUAACACACAGGGCAGAACCCUUAAACGACUCACCACCAACUUUAGGACCUCCACUGUGUCUCGUUGCAGGUCUCCUCGCCGAGUCCUGGUGCGUGUUCAAGAGGCAGAACCUUGUCACAGGCUGGAGCUUCAGGACACAAAGCCUGAACUGGAGCCAGUGCCAGCUGCACAGGACGAGGAUGACCUGGAGGUCCUGGAGGGCUGUGAAGAGCAACGAGAGACAGCUCCAAAGAGAAAGAGAGGAUGGCUACAGCACCUGCUCAGCUGCUUUAGGUGGACAGCAAGAAAGAGCAGAAAAGGUGAUCUGUAGAGGUUCUGGCUGUAGAGCUGUUAAAUACACACACACACAUACAUUGCAGGGUUAGAGUUUUGGUAAAUGGGCUGAGGCACACAGUAGGAUGUUAGCAGUAAUCUAGAUGAUGGGAUAGUGGUAUGUAGGCUGUGGGUAAUAUUCUGUGAUCUCCUAUGUCGUGAGCUUGGAGGGGGGUGAGUCUGGGAUGCCAGAAUUCACUGCUGAGUCUUCCUGAGGUGUUCAGCGUAACGCUUAUGAAGGGAGGGGCUCAGCGGAUGACCUCAGUGAAGAGCUUGCGGCAUAGUGAAGGAUCAGUGUAUCAGUGGGAGAAGGGAAGGGUGAGUGUUUAAUGUUUGGGAUAAAUGUUGCUGAUUGGAUGGUAAAUGGCCACAGCAGCAUAGUUGAUAGAUGUAGGAGUUAAUGGUUCUCGUGUAGUGUGAUGUAAAUGAGUGGGAGAGUAGAGUAUAGGGGAAGGGAAUGGGUGGGGCUCUAGAUUUAACCACAAUUGUGUUUCUUGCAUAGAUAUAGAGAUAGACGUAGGAUACACAUAGAAAUACACAUACACACUAAUACACUCACAUAUACACAUACACGGACAUACUAAUACACUCACAUUCACAUACAUAUAUACAAACACACCCAUACAUACACACAUGCAUACAUACACACAAUUCAAACACACAUACAUUCACACGCACAUGCAGACACAUACAUUUACACACAUACAUACACACAGACACUUAUUCAUACACACACAUUUUCUAUGUAUCUAUGUAUGUAUACGUGUGUAUGUGUAUCGAUGUGUGUGUGUGUAAAUGGAUGUACAUGCUGAAUGUAUAUAUGUUUCUUUGAAAUGUUAUGUGUGUUUGUAUGUAUGUUUGAAAUUGUGUGUAUGCAUGUAUGUAUGUGCAUGUGUGUGUUUGUGUAUGCAUGUGCAUGUGUGUGAAUGGAUGUACAUGCUGAAUGUAUGUAUGUGUUUCUUUUAAAUAUUAUGUGUUUGAAUGUUUGUGUGUUUGAAAUUGUUUGUAUGCAUGUAUGUGUGUUUGUGUGUGUAUGUAUGCACAUGUGUGU